Diversispora eburnea is the source of this 630-nucleotide messenger RNA. The record is from the annotation of a GenBank genome assembly. NCBI's taxonomy places the organism in Eukaryota, Fungi, Glomeromycota, Glomeromycetes, Diversisporales, Diversisporaceae.
AUGGCUAGCGAUUUUCCUAAUUCAACAUUUAUUGGAGUAGAUAUAUCACCUAUAUUCCCAGCCUCAAUAAAACCUCAUAAUGUAAAUUUUUGUCAAUUAAAUGUAAUAACGAAUGGACUAUUAGCGUUUGAAUCGAAUACUUUCGAUUUCGUAUAUAUAAGGUUUAUGAAUUUGGCAUUGAUGGAAAACCAAUGGUCAGAAUUAUUACAAGAAUUAAUCAGGGUUUGUAAACCUGGUGGAUGGAUUGAAUGUAUGGAAGGUGAUUUACAAUUUGAUAACGAAGAUUUCGAGAAAGAACAUAAAUCUACUCCAAUAGGCAAAUGGGGUGGAAGAGUUGGUGAAUUGGCAAAAGAAAAUAUAAUUGCUUUAUCAAAAUCCCUUAAACCUAUUUUACAACCAAUUCUUAAUAAUUGGAUAAUUGAUAAUAAUGAAUCGAAUGAUGAGACAUUUAAUAUAGAAAAGAAAAUGAGUAUUUAUAAUAAUGAUGAAUUUGUUACCGAAAGCGGAGAAUUAGACAAGAAUAAUCGAAGAUUUCGUAGUAGUAAUCAAAUAAAUAUGUUUGGUCUUAAAUCAAAGAAUGAAAUUAGAUAUUCCAAUGAAUCUUCUACACUUGGUACCCGAUAUUUUUAA